Molecule: messenger RNA, 6222 nt
Organism: Myodes glareolus (Bank vole)
Lineage: Eukaryota; Metazoa; Chordata; Mammalia; Rodentia; Cricetidae
Gene: Capn7
Product: calpain 7
Biological process (GO): proteolysis
Molecular function (GO): calcium-dependent cysteine-type endopeptidase activity
Source: RefSeq, a predicted model, not a curated record
GUGGGCGGAGCGAGGACGCGAGGAGGGGCGGCCGCGAGGGCUCCGAAGCGAAGCUGUUCAGCGCUAGCAGGCGUCCUGGCCGGUUUGAGGGAGUAGAGGCUCUGUCUUCCCUUCCUCCGCCCUCGAAAGUCAACUUCACCGCUCCGCCCGCGGGGUCUGCAGGCGGCGCGGGCCGGCGUCAGGGCUUGUCUGCUUCCUCCGGCGUGGGGCCUGGGCGCCAUGGACGCGACGGCUCUGGAGCGGGACGCCGUGCAGUUCGCGCGGCUGGCGGUGCAGCGCGACCACGAAGGCCGCUACUCUGAGGCGGUGUUUUACUACAAGGAAGCUGCCCAAGCCUUAAUUUAUGCUGAGAUGGCAGGAUCCAGCCUAGAACGGAUCCAAGAAAAGAUCAGUGAAUAUCUGGAAAGAGUCCAAGCUCUGCACUCUGCAGUUCAGUCAAAGAGUGCUGAUCCUUUGAAAUCAAAACAUCAGUUGGAUCUGGAGCGUGCCCAUUUUCUUGUUACUCAAGCCUUUGAUGAGGAUGAAAAGGGAAAUGUGGAAGAUGCCAUAGAAUUAUAUACAGAAGCUGUGGAUCUCUGUCUAAAAACCUCUUCUGAAACUGCUGAUAAGACUCUGCAAAAUAAAUUGAAACAGUUGGCUCGACAGGCACUAGAUAGAGCAGAAGCAUUGAGUGAACCUUUGACAAAGCCGUUUUGCAAACUCAAAUCUACAAAUAUGAAAAUGAAGACUGCCCCAGUAAGAACACAUUUUCCUCUGGGACCUAAUCCUUUCCUUGAAAAGCCUCAGCCAUUUAUAAGUCCACAGUCAUGUGACGCCCAAGGACAGAGAUACACAGCAGAAGAAAUAGAAGUACUCAGGACAACAUCAAAAAUAAAUGGUAUAGAAUAUGUUCCUUUCAUGAGUGUUGAUCUGAGGGAACGUUUUGCUUAUCCAAUGCCUUUUUGUGAUAGGUGGGGCAAGCUUCCAUUAUCACCUAAACAAAAAACUACAUUUUCUAAAUGGGUACGGCCAGAAGAUCUCACCAACAAUCCUACAAUGAUAUACACUGUAUCCAGUUUUAGUAUAAAGCAGACGAUAGUAUCAGAUUGUUCCUUUGUGGCAUCAUUGGCUAUCAGUGCAGCUUAUGAGAGACGAUUCAAUAAGAAGUUGAUUACCAGCAUAAUUUAUCCACAGAAUAAAGAUGGAGAACCAGAGUACAAUCCCUGUGGAAAGUAUAUGGUAAAACUUCACCUCAAUGGUGUCCCAAGAAAGGUGAUAAUUGAUGAUCAGUUACCUGUUGAUCAUAAAGGAGAAUUGCUGUGUUCUUAUUCCAACAAUAAAAGUGAACUAUGGGUGUCACUUAUAGAGAAAGCAUACAUGAAAGUUAUGGGAGGAUAUGAUUUCCCAGGAUCCAACUCAAAUAUUGAUCUGCAUGCACUGACUGGGUGGAUACCGGAGAGGAUUGCGAUGCAUUCAGAUAGCCAGACCUUCAGUAAGGAUAAUUCAUUCAGAAUGCUUUAUCAGAGAUUUCACAAAGGGGACGUCCUCAUCACUGCAUCAACUGGAAUGAUGACCGAAGCGGAAGGGGAGAAGUGGGGCCUGGUUCCCACACAUGCAUAUGCUGUUUUGGAUAUUAGAGAGUUCAAGGGCCUGCGAUUUAUCCAGUUGAAAAACCCUUGGAGCCAUUUACGCUGGAAAGGAAGGUACAGUGAAAAUGAUGUGAAAAACUGGACCCCAGAAUUGCAAAAGUAUUUAAACUUUGAUCCCCGAACAGCUCAGAAAAUAGAUAAUGGAAUAUUUUGGAUUUCCUGGGAUGAUCUUUGCCAGUAUUAUGAUGUAGUAUAUUUGAGUUGGAAUCCAGCUCUUUUUAAAGAAUCAACUUGCAUUCACAGUUCUUGGGAUGCUAAACAAGGACCUGUGAAAGAUGCUUAUAGCCUGGCCAACAAUCCCCAGUACAAACUGGAGGUGCAGUGUCCACAAGGGGGUGCUGCAGUUUGGGUUUUGCUUAGUAGACACAUAACAGACAAGGAUGACUUUGCAAAUAACCGUGAGUUUAUCACAAUGGUUGUGUACAAGACUGAUGGCAAGAAAGUCUAUUACCCAGCUGACCCACCUCCAUACAUUGAUGGGAUUCGGAUCAACAGUCCUCAUUACCUGACUAAGAUAAAGCUGACCACGCCCGGGACUCACACCUUUACCUUAGUGGUUUCUCAGUAUGAGAAACAGAACACAAUUCAUUACACAGUCCGGGUAUAUUCAGCGUGCAGCUUUACUUUUUCGAAGAUCCCUUCACCAUAUACCUUAUCAAAACGGAUUAAUGGAAAGUGGAGUGGUCAGAGUGCCGGAGGAUGUGGAAAUUUUCAGGAGACUCACAAAAAUAACCCCAUCUACCAAUUCCAUAUAGAUAAAACUGGACCGUUACUGAUUGAACUGAGAGGACCAAGGCAAUACAGUGUUGGAUUUGAGGUGGUAGCAGUUUCCAUAACGGGAGAUCCUGGUCCUCAUGGCUUUCAGAGGAAAUCUAGUGGUGACUAUAGGUGUGGAUUUUGCUACUUAGAAUUGGAAAAUAUACCUGCUGGAAUCUUUAAUAUCAUCCCAAGUACUUUUUUGCCUAAACAAGAAGGACCUUUUUUCUUGGACUUUAAUAGUACUGUCCCCAUCAAGACAACACAACUCCAGUGAUAGAGAAAUCUCAGCUAUUACUGGAUUCUAUGUUUUGCAGUCAUCAGCUCUUCAGACAGAGACAAAUUAUGAUGGUAAAUCAUCCGAAUGCAAUUCAAUCAAAGACAUGUUACAGUGAAACCUGGUACUUGUCAUGCUGUUUGCUAAGAACUGUACAUAAUCACUUACAAGUACUGUUUACAUGGUUUUGUGCAUACAGAGUUGGCAUGUAUUUAGGGGCUAACUUUGUAUAAAAAUUAUAUGAUUACAGAUUAGAUUCAGCUAUCACUGUGAGAUGCUUUUGCUAACAGGACAAAGGAACUGAAACAAGAUGAGGACAACAAGGGCCACAGAUCCACUGAGUGCAAGAGCAGGCUAUUUUAGUAUCUUGAAAUACUUACAUUAUGUUUCCCGUUUUUACAGAGCACGUAAGUUUAACCUGUUCAUGUUGAAUCCCACCAUACAUCUGAGGCAACUAAUUACCAAAUGAAUCAUGCCAUUAUAACUAAUUCGAAUUUUCCAUUGUGUGUUUAAAUGUUUGUUGCCUAGAUGUUAUGAAAGAAUAAAGCUUUAAAAAGUACCAUUUAGCUUAGCAUGAAGAUGCUCAGGCUUAAGAAUGAAGGUUCUCAGUGUUAGAUACAUCAAUUCAUUGUAGAGAGAGAACUGAGGUAUAUUUAUUGUUGCCAUUUUUAAAUUCUUAGCAGGUUGGUGAAAUGUAGUAAUCUGAGACUGGAAAUGUUAAAGUUUAGUGUAUAGAGCUUUAAACUGCUCCGUAGUUGGUGCUUUUGUAACAGGAAUUUGGAGAGUCCUUGAGACUUUAGUAUGUGGUGAUCGAGUUAUACAGCAUUCAUAAAAAGUGAGUUACCAGGAAUUAGUGUUGUGUAAAUUCCCAUUUGUUUACAUAACAAUACAGAAUGAUGCUCAAGAUUUUAAAAUUCUGAAAAAUAGAAUGGGAUCUGUUACUGUCUCUACUUUAUAAUUAUCAAAACUAUUUCUACUGCCUUUAAUUGAAAUAAAAUAUUUAUACUUAUGGAAACUAUAUAGUUUAACCUCCAGAACUUGAAUUAAUCUACUGUGGUUUUUUGUAAAAGACAGAUGUAUAUUGAAAAUAGAUGCUUCAACGAUUUUUUCUUUUUCUUUUUUUAAAGUUUUGAGACAGGGUUUCUGUGUUGCUUUGGAGCCUGUCCUGGAACUCUCUAAGCCAGAUUGGCCUCCACUCAGAGAUCCGCCCGCCUCUGCCUUCUGAGUGCUGGGAUUAAAAGCCUGUGCUUCAAGGAUAUCUUAAUUCAGUAGUUGGAAGGUCUUUAUCAAUGAAAUUUUACUUAACUAAACUCUUAGGACUUUUGAUUUAGCCAUAUAAACUUGAAAUGUGAGGAUAAGGGUUAAUUUUUGCAUUGAAAAACCUAAUAGAAGGCUGAGAGGCAGCUCAUUGGCACAGCACUUAGCAUGCCCAAGGUCCUGGGUUCAGUCCCCAAUAGCACAAAAACAAAAACCCAGUGGAGAAGACCUAUAUGUAAACAGUAUUGAUUCGUGUAAGCAAGCUCCAUGGAGAGUCCACUAGUCUACGGUAAGACUGGACCAGUGACACACACACAUUUCAAGAACUGCCAUUUGAACUUGGAAGCUUCAAAUACAGAAAAGAAAAACAGCCAGGGAUUAUGUUUUCAUUAUGAAUUUACUCAUCAUGCAUACUCUUUUUAAUCUUCCCAGUGGCUAAAUCAAGUGUAGGCACUAGUCCUACAAUCCCGCAGCCCCGCUGCUUUCUAUGUGGGGACAGCAGGCUGGCAUUGACAGUUGGAUCUGUGUUGUAGGAAGGUGAUUUUAUUGAAUCAGAAGCACAAUAGUGGAACAGAUUUUUUAAAAAAGGGAAAAAUUAGAAAUUGCUAGUGAGAGGAGGGAGGGGAUGGCUCAGGUUAUCUCAUUUCAGUACAUGCAUAGAUGCUGAGCUUCAAGAAACUCCCCCUUGACACAAAAAAGGAAAUUAUCCAGAAAAGGUUAUAUCCUAAAAUUAGUAGUACAUGGUUUGUGGUCACCUUGGGGGGGAAAAAAGUCCCAAGAGGGCCAAAAACUGAAAUUGGUUAGUAGCUGAAUUUCAGACAUGGUGACCACAAAGACGAACAAGAAGAGCGUAAAGAAGUCAAAAUAACAGUGAUGGUACACUGUUGUGUCUCAUUUGGACACAUGAGAGGAAGUGAUGUGAGACAGGAGCCAGGGUCAGAGGUCAUGCAUUCCCUUUCUGAUGUAGGAGACAAGCAGGUGGCAGACUGAUGGGGUCGGGAGAAGCCAGAUUAUGAAGCCCCAGUGCUCAAGUAAGGGAUAUAGUGCUAUGCUUCCCAACAUAAGAAAAUCCAUCUGCCAUAAAUGCUCAUGAGAUUUUACCAUGUGACUCCAACUUAAAAGGCAGAUAUAAGGACCAACAUUCAGGGUGACAGGUACUUGAUCCUGUGGUGGAUCCUGAACAUUAGAGUACACAGCUUUACUCAUUUUCCCAUCCUGUCAACAUUUCUGAGGUAAUGUCUCGGCUGCAGACAGCAGAGCAGUUGAAAGCGACUAACAGUAAUGGGCAAAGCUAGCUAGGAUGUCAUCCUACAACACAUUUCAGUGUGUAGCAUAUACAUUAAAAUCCAAUACUCUCAGCUUCCUAUUAGAAAAAGCACUUUAGAGCUAGACUGAGUCAGGUGAAACCAUAUUGCAGGAUUGUAACUCCCCACCCCAGUCAUCCCCAGGAGACUACACUGACCAGUGAAGCAGAGACCCUCUUUUCUUGGGCCUGUUUCUGCCUGCCUCUGUCUCUCCUCGAUGCUCCCCUUUGUAACACCAAAGGUGGAAUGCUAAUCCAGACCUUGGGAUUUUGAGCUUAAACUACCAGGAUGAAAUGAGAGCAGAUGCUACAGCAUCCCAUGGUGCUUCUCAACAAAGCAAGGAACGUCCCAGAGUGGAAAACUGACAACAGUGGCUUUCUCAGCAGAAGUCACAAAGUUUUCUUAGUUUUUAUUACCCUCAAGGUAUUAAAACAAGUACAAAAUAACCUUGUAAUUAGGAUACUGUAUCCAUCAAUAAAAAAGAAGAAAUCACUAUUGUAUGAAGCUAUACACACAUGGCUAAAAUAUACAAGCUGUGACAGAAUUAAAAGACAAUUUGAAAUGGGGAGUUGCUUUCUUCAGAAAAGCCAAAUCAAUAAAACAGGAUAAAUAAAAUACAGUGCCCUAAAUAUGCAUAAGUAUAAACACUAAGAAUCUAAACACACUACUAUUGGCAUAACAUCCACUGUUUCUAUUUCCCAGCCCCUGCCAGCACAUGCCUACUCCCUCUAAAGAAUACUAGGUGCAGCAUAAACCAUAAAUAGUCUCAGUCUAGAUAGAACAGUGGCAUGCACUUCUAGAAUAAACCCCCUCGGCUGGCAGGCUAAGGUUAGACUGUAAACCUCCCACAACCACAAACCCCGUAUGCUAUGUCCCUGCUCCCUCAUUCCCCAUCCCCAUAUUGGCAUUCAUUCACCUUUCCCACCCCCAAAAAGUGCAGUUCAUGGUACCUUUCCUAGGAAAUGGUUAUAAUGGGUGUCCCAGAAGACAUGCUUUUUUU